This is a messenger RNA of Diuraphis noxia (Russian wheat aphid), 774 nucleotides long. RefSeq names its product Bardet-Biedl syndrome 9 (gene BBS9). The record is from RefSeq and is a predicted model, not a curated record. Gene Ontology annotation, molecular function: protein binding. Lineage: Eukaryota; Metazoa; Arthropoda; Insecta; Hemiptera; Aphididae. Gene Ontology annotation, biological process: cilium assembly. Gene Ontology annotation, cellular component: BBSome; membrane.
AUGGAGACUCGAAAGACCGACACUCUACCACUACUGAAAUUAAAUACUCGUAUUUUGAACUUACGUUCAGUGGGUUCAGGAAAACUGUGUGACAUCGAUAUAGACGUGUCGUCAUCUCUAGCCACAUCAUCAGUGCAAAUUACUUUCCAAAUAGUUGCUCCACUUGUCAUUUCACCUACAGUUAUUCAUAUAAAAGACUUGACCGAUAGUAUAACGGUCCGAGUGAUGGYUCACAGAGAAAACGACGAUACAGAGUCUGUAGUGUCGUCGAUGGAAUGCACUGUUUGCGCAUACUAUUCUGGGACAUCGGACGUACCGGGCUCGGUGCAGCAGAUUGUCCGGUUGCCAUUGACGUUGGCGUACGAAGUCCAUUCGACRCCGUACUUAGAUUUUAGUUGGUCGGCAAAAAUAUCCGUCGACGAGAGUCCAGUAGCACUAAAAACACUGUUCAAAGAGUUUACCGAUUCAUCGUCAUCUGAAUUGUGUUUCCAAAUAAUCAGUGGUAACUCAAAGUAUGUCUGUGUUACUGCAUUACCCGCCAAUCGUUCUUACGAAAUACGAUCAUCUGGYCCCGAAUACACUAAUGUAAUUCUCGAAGAAAUUUUGUUCAGGCAUAGAGAAUAUUACAAAACUAAGAAAUGCGUAGUGCGCUGUGAUAAGAAUGAAAUUCCCAUUGCAGAUUUAUAUCGGACGAUUGAGGAACAUGUAGAACUCAAAGGAAGACUCGAUAUUAUACAGGCAAAUUAUAUAAUAAUAUUAUCUGACAUUCACUAA